AUGUCUGCGGAUAUCCACAUGUCACCCGUCACCGGCGCGCCGAGGAGAAAGAAUGGGAGACAGCAAGCGUGUGAACCAUGUCGACGCAGAAAGGUCGCCUGUGACCACAGAAUGCCCGUCUGCUCGAGAUGCAGACGCGGUCGAAUUCCCGAAAGAUGCGUCUACGUUACGUCAGAGCGUCAAGCGCUAACUCCCUUGUCGCCGAGCCCGAGUUGCUGCAAGUCACCGGCUGUGGCCAAGACCCCAGACCUAACAGUUGACAGUACAGUCAAUGCACCUCGCCCGGAUGGAAGCACAGGUUUCUUGGGGGCGACGAGUUUCCCGGCCUUCUAUCAAGGAUCUCAGAGCACGCCGUUGGGACCAGAGUCUCAGACAUCCUUACAGCAACCAUCUGACGAUGUCUACUCGAGAGCCGAAUGUACGCCGAGGGCUCUGCUUGACCUGGCCGUUCGGACUCUACAGAGUAUUCCAGAUCAGACGUCAGCAGAGGCGUUGAUAGAAGUCGACUCUAGUGCGCACGAUGGAUGGUGUCGACUUGUUGGAGAGAGGUUGCAUGCGUCCCUGUGGUCUGUGUUUGGAAACUAUCUCAAUGGUGAAAGGAACGACGCCUCCAUGAUGCAUCUUGCAACAAAGAUUAAUGAGAAUACGACCAAAGCAUUCAAAGAGCAUGAAGCUGACCCUGAUGAAUGGAUCAAGUCAUUUUCAGGACCGGCCCUGCGCUGGGAGGCCUUGGGCCAUUUGUUUGUUUACUGGUCAUACGGGGCGAGGGGGAUACAGGAAGUUUGCAUUUCAAGCAGGUGCAAGGAUAUACAGGCCAGCGGUGCGCUCGAAUUAAUGAAGAGGUAUAAGAUUUGCGCAUCGUGGUGUAUGGAGUUGAGUCGGGUUGCUAGAACUAGCAAUACGUUGCUGGUAUAUCUCGCAUUCAAGCAUUGUCAGCUGGAGUCGCAUUUUUCCGGGGAAACCAGCGUAGAGUACUGGAAGACACAUGGCGAGAUUAUUUCAUUGGCAACGUAUAUGGGGCUCCAUGCCUCGCCUGACACAUCCCCCAACAACUGUUCCGUAUCGGUGCAGAUGCAUCGCAGGUUGUUUGCUGCAAUAUUUAGUCAUGACAAGACAGCUGCAACAUUUACUGGGAGACCACCCUUUCUCAGCCGCCGAUUUGUAUCAACACCACUCCCACUCGACAUUGGAGACGAGGAGCUGCUUUGUAACUGGAAGAGGGAAGAUUCGCAGCAUCUCCCGCCAGAUAUAAAUGGAUGGAACACAAAUGGCAAAAUUCACGGCGUAACUUUCCCAAGGUCGAGAGCCGCGCUGGCAUUUAUUAGGGACGAGAUCUUGGAAUUUGCAUUGCAAGGCCAACAGUACUGCGUGGACAACGUAAAGACUUUGACAAACCUGAGAGAACGAGCGAAGAAUGUCAUGGCCGGUAUUCCACCAGCGAUGAUCCAUAGACCCGAAGACAUGACAUGUAAAACAGGCAUUAAUAAGCGAGACAUUGUCAAUAAGCUGCGGCUCCGGCUCGAUCAUCUUCAGAAUAUCUUCCUGAUCGAGCGACUAUUAAGCAAAGAAGGUGACCAGGAUUGUGGUUGCGAUCUAUUCGACACGAGUCUCGAAAUGAUUUCCCUAGCUCUUAUUCUCUGGACGCACCAAAAGCGCGUCGACUAUCCCGAAACAUGCCUCGACUGGCUCGUCAUGUCCUACGCAGCACCAGCAGGUGGUGUGUUAUGUGUCCAGCUGUUGAAAUGCGGCACAACAACGGCAAAAAAGGCCGUUAUUAUCGAGAAAUUAAGUAUGCUUGUCAGCUUUCUUGACUGGGUUGCGCCGACGGCUCCAAACUAUGCUAUUGGGAAGGGCGUUCAACAAGCUGUGCGGCGGACUAUUGAGCAAUCGUUGGAAAGGCCGGCUCAAGGAACAGCUGAGGAUGUGCAAAAUAUAGGUUCGUACUGGGCAGCGGAGGCGAUGGAAGAUUUUGAUGGUAUUUUUAAUUUCGACUUGUUGGAUACCUUUGACUGGUUGAGGCCUGAGGUCAUGAGUGGUAAUGUAAUAUAG
This is a messenger RNA of Pochonia chlamydosporia 170, 2049 nucleotides long. Its product is annotated as fungal specific transcription factor domain-containing protein. Lineage: Eukaryota; Fungi; Ascomycota; Sordariomycetes; Hypocreales; Clavicipitaceae. Gene Ontology annotation, cellular component: nucleus. Gene Ontology annotation, molecular function: zinc ion binding; DNA-binding transcription factor activity, RNA polymerase II-specific; DNA binding. Bases 1 to 2049 code for a protein of 682 amino acids. The transcript has 3 exons. The record is from RefSeq and is a predicted model, not a curated record. Gene Ontology annotation, biological process: regulation of DNA-templated transcription; DNA-templated transcription.